Messenger RNA from Myxocyprinus asiaticus (Chinese sucker), 3176 nucleotides. Its product is annotated as ATP-sensitive inward rectifier potassium channel 11-like. NCBI's taxonomy places the organism in Eukaryota, Metazoa, Chordata, Actinopteri, Cypriniformes, Catostomidae. The record is from RefSeq and is a predicted model, not a curated record. The transcript is spliced from 6 exons. Gene Ontology annotation, biological process: regulation of monoatomic ion transmembrane transport; potassium ion import across plasma membrane. Bases 166 to 1482 code for a protein of 438 amino acids. Gene Ontology annotation, molecular function: inward rectifier potassium channel activity. Gene Ontology annotation, cellular component: plasma membrane.
CCGGUUACGUAAGGUAUACAGCUGCCAAUCUGCCAUCUGCCUGCAUUUGUUUUAAACGUUAUGUUCAUAUUUUUUUAUAUUUUUAAAAAAUAAUUUCGAGAUGAAAUAAAGCGUGCAUGCCUCUAUUGUGCUGUGUGGAGCACUGAACAGCCAUUGAUUAUCAAAAUGUUGGCCCGUAAAGGCCUUAUGCCUGAUGGGUUCCUGUUGACUCGACUCGCUGAGGAUGCUGCACAACCCAGUCGCAUCCGGCCAAAGUCACAGAGGGCACGUUUCAUCACCAAGAGUGGCUCGUGUAAUGUUGCCCACAAGAAUAUACGAGAACAGGGGCGAUUUCUCCAGGACGUUUUCACCACCAUGGUGGACCUGAAAUGGCAGCAUUCUCUCCUUAUCUUCACUUCGGCAUUCCUCUGUUCCUGGAUGCUCUUCGCUAUGGUGUGGUGGCUCUUGGCAUUCGCUCAUGGCGACCUAGAGCCUCGAGAUCCCAAUGAGCCCGGACCUGUGCCCUGUGUCACUUCCAUUCACUCUUUCACUUCUGCUUUCCUGUUUUCCAUUGAAGUGCAGGUGACUAUUGGUUUUGGAGGACGAAUGGUGACAGAAGAAUGUCCAUUGGCCAUCAUAGUCCUCAUCAUCCAGAACAUUCUAGGCCUGAUCAUCAAUGCCAUCAUGCUGGGCUGUGUGUUCAUGAAGACAGCUCAAGCCAAUCGGCGAGCAGAGACCCUCAUCUUCUCCCGUAACGCUGUUAUCGCCCCACGCAAUGGCAGACCCACGUUCAUGUUCCGUGUCGGGGACCUGAGAAAAAGCAUGAUCAUCUCAGCCACGAUACAGCUACAGGUAAUACGACGGACGGUAACAGCAGAAGGCGAGGUGAUUCCUGUCUGUCAGCUAGAUGUCCAGGUGGAAAACCCUCUCAGAAGCAACGGCAUAUUCCUCGUCUCUCCACUAAUAAUCAGUCACACCAUUGACAGAGGAAGCCCUCUGUAUGAGGUCUCAGCACAGUCACUGGCUACUGAAGACCUUGAGAUCAUUGUCAUUUUGGAAGGUGUUGUGGAGACCACUGGAAUCACAAUGCAGGCGCGCACAUCCUACACGCCUGAGGAGAUCUUUUGGGGACGUCGCUUCGUCUCCAUUAUGACUGAGGAAGAUGGGCGCUACUCAGUCGACUACUCCAAAUUUGGGAAUACUGUCCCCGUUCGAAUGCCAGCUCUAAGCGCUAAGGAGCUGGACCAGACUAGGGGCGUGCAGGACAGUGGACCCCAUGAGGGCAAACCCCAGGGCUGGGGGCUGGUGAGGGCAGGGCGAGGUGGGUACAGAAGGGGUGGGGGCAGGGCCUGCGAUGACAUGGCAGCCAAGCCGUGGUAUGUGCUGGCUGAUAAAAAUGAGGACAAAGAAGGAAAGGAGAAGAAAGGUCAAAAGAAAACAGUGAAACUUGAGGAGAUAGGCAGAGAGAUUGAAGAGGAGAUGAUGGAGGACAUGAGUGAUUAAAGAGAAAGAACAUAAGUGAUAUUUGCAACAUGGUCAUAGAAAUGGUGACUAGUUCAUGUAAUAUUCAAACAAAUUACAAAUCUUAAAGUUUUUAAUUAUCUUUAUAAUAUACAUGUUUUGCAACUGUCAAAACAUGGGCAAAUGCUGUAUUGUUUGUUACGACACUGGAAUUUUUUUUCUCAUUUCUUGUCAAUUUUGUACUGUUUACCUUACAACUAAUAAUGAAUUUCAGGGUUGUUUUAACAAGAGUGUCCCCGCUCUUUUUCCAGGGUAUCUUGGCAGUACUAGUUAAGCCAUAGCUGUCCCUGCUGAAGCAAAUAUGAGGCAGCUGAAUUUGUUUGUAUGUUGGUUUUUGAUAGCACAAACCUUUUUAAAAUGUCUGUAUUUAUUUUACCUUUUAUGUUUUCAUCUUAUUUUAUGACGUGACUGAUUAUGUGAUCAUUUUUGUUUUCAGUGUGGCUGUUGUAUUGACAUUGUGUGUGUUAACAUUGUAUUGUGGACUUGUGCAGUUGUGUGUUGUAAACUAGACAACCUAGUUGUUGCUGUGUUUUUGUCCUCAAUCGUGGUUUACUGCUGUAAACCUACUGGGUAACCUAACCCCAACCUAACCUCAAUGACAAUUAAAUAAUACAGUACAUGUUUAUUUAACUGUUACCAUAUCAGUGGGUUAAUUUAUUUAGUGUAUUUCAUGUAUUUAAUAAAGUGUAUGAUAUUUUAUAUCUGAGUGAAGGAACUCCCAGAGUUGUUUUUACUGUUUGGAAAACAAUGUGUUAUAUCACAGGAUUAGUGGUCGACAGCUGGGUAAACUCUACUGUUUGAGAUUAGAGAGACCGCUUUUCCAUUUACAAGAGAUGUCUAUAUAGUCACUGUGAACAUGUAAUGAAAUCAGCCAAAAUAAAUUUCUAAGAAUAGACAUAUUAGUGUUUGGCACCUACAGAGCCACACUGGACAACCCAAAAUAUAGCGAUGGCCUGAAUGUAUUCAUGCUUUUCUUUUUAACUCAAUGUAACAUUUCUUUUAACUCCAUUUUUCUGUUGCAUUGAUGUUUGGUGCAGGGAACAGUAAAAUGUGAAAUGUAAAGAGUUAAAAAGGAGCUGUCCAUGGUGCUGAAUUGACCCUUAUGUUGCAUGUGAUUUUAAACUGUACAUUUAAAUUGAUUAGGUUUCCUUCUAUGUUGUAACAGUCACUGACUGUCACAAGGUUUAUUCAUUGCAAUUAUGGUUGAUAUAUUCUUCCUAGCCACUAGGGGGACACAAGAGCGUACUCUGUAUGGUAUAAAACAGGAAGUAGUAGAGUAAGUGCUAGGGUCUGUUGGAUGCUGCCACAUGGUUGUCUGCAACCUGUUUUCCAAUCCUGUUUGAGAAACUGUUUUUCCUGCUCAAACAGGAUUUGUUUAUGAUGUAGCUCUUGCUCAUCGGCUGUUGCUACCUCUACGCGUUUACAGACAAACACACUUAUAUUGCUAAAGCAACUCGUUCGUUUGGUAUGAAACCUUGCAACUCACCAAACACCUAAACAAAGGACAACAAUCGACUUCAUCAUCAUGAUGAUUUGGGUUUGUGGAUAAUGAAUGUGUAAAUACUUUGAGUACAUGCUGAAAGAAACACCACUCUUGUUUGUUCAAGUAUUUAUUUAGUAAUAGACCUCUUUCAACUUAGAUCAAUUUAAGUAUUUGCACAAAAAGUGAUUCCCCC